UGGUUUCAGAGGAGGAGAGAGUGAGAGCAGCAUUUGGAAACCCAGCUGAUCAGAGCUGUGGUAUUCUGCCACAGAGGCAGAAGAAGAAGGAAGCGUGACUGGAAAAAAGAAGAGAAGACAGAGCACACAGCUCAUAAUUUUGGGAUUUAACGACUGAGAAUACACACAUAGAUGAGUGGAAAAGGUAUGUCUCUUUCCUUUUAUGAGAAAAAGAGAACUCGUGUGAAGAGAGAGGCUCCUUGGAAAGAUGUGAGAGCUGUUGGCAGGGUGGAAAUCUGAGGAAAAUACGCACAGAAAAGGAUCUGUCAGGCUCUGGAAACCAAUCCAGCGAAUACUUGAACCAACAGAGAGUUGAAGAACCCCCUUGGAAAGAAGAAGAGGGAUGUCUUGGCUGUCACCCGUGUCAUGGGCCAAAUGGACGUGGACGGCCGUGCGAGGGGGAGAGGGAGAGGAGGAUGGUGAGGGGCAGGAGGCCAGCGAGGAGAGGGAGCAAUUUGAAGAGAGAGGAGAGGAAGAGGAGGAGGAGGAGAGAUCUCAAAGCUGCAGCUCUGAAUCAGACGGCAACUUUGACACUCCUGAAGCAGCAACUCCUGUCCGCGCCCCUCCGACCUUCCCAGAAGAGCUGGAGAACAACAACACUGAUGCAGACAGAACUGAUGUGGAUCAGGAGGAGGACCUGAUCGUGACUGCCCCUGUUUGGGAUCAGAAUAUUUUUCUCAGCCACAGUAUGGGUCAGGAAGAACCUGCCAUGCCCACAGGUGGCUCGCUGGAGGUGAACAUCAAGACCCUGGAAGCAGAGCAAACACAGAAUCUUUCAGAGGACUUUGGAUCCGUGCCAGACCCCACAGCAUCCUUGGUGAAGGAAACGUCUGAAUUAGCUGAAUGCACAGUGCCAAAGUCUGAGCCACACCAAUUAUCAUUCCCUGUCCUAGAUGCAGACCCUGUCCCAGAUGCGGCUCAAGCUCUUGCCCCUUCCCUUGCUCCCCCUGCUCCUUCCCCUUCUCCCCCUGCUCAAUCUCCUGCUCCUUCUCCCCCUGCUCAAUCUCCUGCUCCUUCUCCCCCUACUCAAUCUCCUGCUCCUGCUCCUUCUCCUACUCCCCCUACUCUCUCUCCUGCUCCUUCCCCUACUCCCCCUGCUCCAUCUCCUGCUCCAUCUCCUGCUCUUUCCUCGGCACCCCCUGCUUUUUCCUCUGCUCCUUCCCUUGCUACAGCUCCUGCCCCAGCUCAAAUAUCUGAGCCAGACUCAUUCCAGAUCAGUGAACCUGAAGCCUGCCCAGCUUCAGAGCAGAAUCCAGAAUCAGAGUGCAUUGAACUCAAACAGACAGAACCCACUAAAAAGACUAAAACCAGCAAGUCCAAGCCCCCAUCCCUGAAGCUUACGGCCUCCCAGGAUGAACCACCCCAAACAAAUGAGGAGCAAGAACUUCCUGUUGCCAAGGGCUCUUACAAAUUUGACCUCGACCAGCUGGAUGACAGUUUCAACCCCUUCACAAGCGGCAGAGCUAAAAUCCAGAACUCUCCCCCACCUUGUGGGCCAAACUCUCUCCCAAGACUUGAACCACUUGGUAGCUCAUUGCCUGUCUGUGAGGCCAACACAGCAGCUGCAGGUGAAUCAGAGACAGUGGAGUCAUUAGAAUCAAAGCCUGUGAUGCUGGAGUUCGGUCUGGACGAGGGGAUGGUCAGCAAGCCACCUCCGAAGAAAUUCGGUGGUAAAAAGACGAACAGCAAGCUGGCAGCAAAGAAGCAGAAGCCCAAAGGAUCUGUGGCUUCCUCCAAACCUGCACCAGAACCUACAGUGUCAGAGCCAGUUUCCCAACCAGCACCAGAACCAGUUUCCCAACCAGCACCUGAGCCAGUUUCCCAACCAGCACCAGAACCAGUUUCCCAUCCAGCACCAGAACCAGUUUCCCAUCCAGAACCAGAACCAGAACCAGAACCAGAACCAGAACCAGAACCAGAACCAGAACCAGUUUCAGAUCCUACUCCAAAGCCUGCUUUGCCAGUCUCAGACUCUACCACACCUCUGAAUCUUGAUGACAUCCCUAUUCCAAAAACUGGAAACUAUAACUUUGACCCCAAUCAGUGGGACGACCCAAACUUUAAUCCGUUUGGUAGCAACAGCAAGGUGAGCAGCUCUCCGGACCUCCCUAAGGGCUCGUACAGUUUUGAUCCAGACACUUUUGAUGACUCUGUGGAUCCUUUCAAAUCCUCAAAAACUCUGAGCAAGGAGGAAUCAUCUAGUAGUGCUGCUCAGCCGGAGAAAAAAGUGAAAGAAGGGGGCAAACAGACAGCAGGGGAGAAGAAAGUGAGGCAGAUUCCUAAAAAAAGCAAAGAAAGAACACCCAAGAAUACCUGCAAAGUUCAGAAGUAUGACGAGAGCCAGUCCCUGGUGCUGGACGUGUGCAAUCAGGAGGAGGAUGAGGUUGUGGUUCAGACCCCAGAGAUCACUAAGCGGGUUCAUCACGCCACAGAUGAAGAGAAGCUUGCCUCCACGGGUAUUAUGGGCCAGCAGCAGACAGUAGACAUCCAGGAUGAAAAAAGGGAACCUGAAUGCAACAAAGCACCUGUGAAAAAGCAACCAACGAUUGAGAAGUCUAUUGUGGAUGUCGCUGAAAUAAAGACUGCAGAUCACCUGGAGGAGAAAGAAAUCUGCAGUCUGAAAGAUGAGACAAGUGAGAAAUCCAUGUGCCAAAAAGCAAAGGUGGUGUUCAGCGAGGAAACAUGUACAGCAGCUCUGUCUCAGGACAACAUACCUCUGAGUGAGAUGGACAAGGCUGCAGUGCUUACCCUGAUCAGAGAGGAGAUCAUCACUAAAGAGAUUGAGGUCAACGAGUGGAAGAGGAAGUACGAGGAGAGCAGAGCAGAGGUUUUAGAGAUGAGGACAAUAGUUGCAGAGUAUGAGAAAACAGUUGCACAGAUGAUUGAGGAUGAGCAGCAGCAGAAGACCGUGUCCUGUAGUAAAUCAGUCAGGCAGUUGACCUUAGAGAGGGAUCAGGCCAUCGCUGAUCUUAACUCCGUGGAGCGCUCCUUCGCCGACCUUUUCAGGAGAUAUGAGAACAUGAAGGGAGUCCUUGAGGGUUUCAAGAAGAAUGAGGAGGUGCUGAAGAAGUGUGCACAGGACUACCUGAUGCGAAUCAAACAGGAGGAGCAAAGAUACCAAACCCUGAAGGUGCAUGCAGAGGAGAAACUGGACAAGGCUAAUGAAGACAUAGCACAGGUGCGUUCCAAGGCCAAUAGUGAGGGUGUCGCACUAAGCGCCAGCCUGAGGAAGGAGCAGAUGAAAGUGGAGUCCCUCGAGAGAGCUGUCCUUCAAAAGAAUCAAGAGAUCGAGGAACUCACCAAGAUCUGCGAUGAACUGAUUGCCAAGCUGGGAACAGAUUGAGGGGCCUUUAAUCAAAGUUUUAAAGCAACAUUGAUGUAAAUUUUGUACAUGAUCACACUCAACUUUCCUUUGAUUUUUUGUUAAUACAUUGUUUCACAGAAUGGCUGCAGUUGCUUUUUUUUGGAUCUCUUCUAACAUAAAUCUGAAACCAGAGUAAUAACCGAUCAAUAAGUUGAUCAGGUUUAAGCAGUUAAAAGAAGAACAAAGUUAUCAUGAGCUACCAUAAUAUACAGUUUGGAGUGUGGGGUUAAGGCAAAUUUGGGAAUCAUCAGAUUUGAAUGGUUGAUCCGCUUAUUUUUUUAAACUGUGCAUACAUUUAAACCGAAUUUGCAUUGCAGUUUUUACAACAUUUAGCACAAAAGUGUGGGAAGUGAUGCUGAAACUAAGAGAACGCAGAGCACAAACAUGAUAAACAAGGUGUGACUUCACAGAGAGUAACUUUUGAUGAUGUAUUCUUCAGGAAGGACAAAUUUGUCGAUUGAGUGCCUGAACUGUUUAUAUAGUUUGGGUUUUUGGCCUGCAAUUUUUGGGGAUGGAGACUUUUUAGUUCUGCUGAUGUCUUAUUUUAAGACAAUCUGGGUAAUGUCAAAGAAUUUUUCAUGAAUUGCCUUUAGUUUCUUUUUUUUUAAUUACAGGGUCACAUGUACAAUUUGUCAAAAAAGUCUUCAGGUCUGCAGAAUUUGGACAUUAUGUACAAUAUAAUCCCAAUGAUAAAAAGCACUUAAAUACAUCACAUUUUAACUUCUGUUCUAUAAUAUUUAACUCAUUGGAUGAUGAUUUGAUAGUACUGGAUGGAAACUAAAGUUUGUUUUAAAGCUGAAGUAGUACAAACUUUGCUCAUAUUAUGCUGUUUUAUUUAACCAGGUGCCAUGUUUGAUUUUCUCGCUCUGUAUUUGAGUGUAAAAAGUUGGACACAUAUUCUGUGGCUGUCAUGUAGAUAUAUAUUUGACUGUAUUCAUGUUUUAUCUGGGAGUCCAAAUGUUGCUGGUGUGCCUUUAUUUUGUCUAUUUUGUAAAAAAUGGUGGUUUUCAAACUCUGUUGCCAAAAUGUACUGUAAAACUUAUGCAUCUUUUAUGAUCAAAAUAUUCUGAACAACAGAGCGCUAUAAUGAAGUUGUGGUUUUAAUGGUUUAUCUGCAGCACGUUAUAUAUGCUCAGCCACAUUACUCUUUGAAGUUUUUGUGUCUUGGUAAGCAUGUAACAACAUCCUCUUGGCUAACUUUGUCCGUUUCUGAUCUGACUGAACCUGAAGGAGCACACAGGUGCAUUUUUAGACGGAAAUGCUUCAGAUAGAGAGAGCAGAUUCUUCUUUUGCAUCAGCACAAUCAAUUGCCAAAUGUCGUAAAAAAAAAGAAUGGUAUCAGUAUGUCCUGUUGUAGUGCUGUUACAUAAGUCUGAAGGUGUUUUUCAAUGCAAAUUCAUUGUCAGAGUACAAUAAAUGUAAAUUUUAUAUUUUAACACAAGAAUAUUUGUAAAAUCUAUGAUUUGAGUAUAACCGGAUUGUAUGUUAAUUGCGAUUUUUUGUGCAAUUCUGAAUAAAUGACAAUGAUUGGGUGUUAA
Messenger RNA from Notolabrus celidotus (New Zealand spotty), 4941 nucleotides. RefSeq names its product transforming, acidic coiled-coil containing protein 1 (gene tacc1). The coding region runs from base 383 to 3382 and encodes 999 amino acids. Lineage: Eukaryota; Metazoa; Chordata; Actinopteri; Labriformes; Labridae. The transcript has 13 exons. The record is from RefSeq and is a predicted model, not a curated record. Gene Ontology annotation, biological process: mitotic spindle organization; cerebral cortex development; cell population proliferation. Gene Ontology annotation, cellular component: cytoplasm.